UGCUGUACCGGGAGAGGCUCCCGAGCGUGUCCCGGGCUCUCUCCGCUCCCCCGAUCGCGGUGCCUUCACCCCGCGGCCCCUCCCGAGCAUCGCCCGUCGCGGAGGCGCGGGGCCGCUACUCACUGUCCGCAUCAGCGCACCGAGCGCGGCUCUCAGCGCCCCGCGCGUCCCGCAGCUCGGGAAAAGUAAUCCCRGCUGAGCUAAACUCCAGCAGAGCCGCUCCCGGAGCCCCGCUCUGCCUCUCGCCCCGGCUUUCCGAGACGUUAUUCCCCACGAAAGCAGGAAAAGCUGCCCAGAAGAAGCGGCGCCCGAGCGAAGAUGUUAGAGGAGGCGAAGGGGGGUGGCUUUUUGCCCGCUGCGUGCCUCCAUGCCUGUCAUUCCCUUGUCUUAAUCCUUUAGGAAGGAGUCGGCAGGCAGACAGAGCGUUCCUGGAGGGGCGAUGCUGCCGAGCCCUGCCCCGGGCAGGAGGAAGCCGGGAGAUGCGCGGCCCGGGGCGGGCUGCGGGAGAGUGUGAGGAGCUGCCUCCGCCUGCGCCUUUCCGAGAGGGAAAAAGCAUGGUAAGAGCUGGACCCGAUCCCUGGAGCGCAGCCCCACUGAGCGGGAGGUGGGAUUAUUCCGGAGUAGUUAUGGAGAGCUAUAACCUGGCAGCGGGGUGUUAAAGCGACUCGUCCCUGCUGGAGGAGGAACCCAUUGCGGGCAUCGCCGGCGCCGCCGCCGAGGGAAGGUCACUCGGGUCCUUCUCUUCCUCUCUCCUGUUUCUUCAUCCGGCAAACGACAGAAGAAAAAACUGGUAAUCGGCUCUUGCCAGUGUUGGGAAUACCGUGCCUUUUGCCUGGGAUGAUUUGCCCCGAUGUGCCGCUUCAACGGGAUAUACAAAGUGCGACUGGGACUGAUCCGGCCAACAAAGUUUGCGGAGUGAUCAGCAGGGGCCGUGGGAUGGAGGGAGCCGGGCACACACCAGCAGGGUCCGUCACGCACGGUCCGACAGCACAGACCUGCUGCUCCCUUGAAAUCUAACUCCUGAUGGUCCAACUCUUACUUCUCCCCUGCCAAUUUACACUUUCAGGGAAAAAAACCUACAUACACGAUGCAAUGCAGUGUUCCUSUGUUGGUUUUGUAUAUAAGAUUUGCUAUGCAAUUCCAAACCUAAAACAGGAGGAGAGCCGGCCCUGCGUCCCAGAGCAAGCAGAGAAUCAGAGGUGAAAGGAGAAACUAUGACUUGGAACGACACCACUAUGGACGGGGAAGGGUUGCUGGUGGAAAGGGACUCCUCUUCCUUUCGGAUCCUCACAGGCUGCUUCCUCUCGCUCCUGAUCCUCUCCACGCUGCUGGGAAACACGCUGGUCUGCGCAGCUGUCAUUAGGUUUCGCCACCUCAGGUCCAAGGUGACCAACUUCUUUGUCAUCUCCUUGGCCGUGUCAGAUCUCUUAGUGGCGGUUUUGGUCAUGCCUUGGAAGGCUGUGGCCGAGAUCGCCGGUUUCUGGCCUUUUGGUUCUUUUUGCAACAUCUGGGUGGCCUUUGAUAUUAUGUGCUCAACAGCCUCCAUCUUAAACCUCUGUGUCAUUAGCGUGGACAGAUACUGGGCCAUCUCCAGCCCGUUUAGGUAYGAGAGGAAAAUGACCCCCAAGGCAGCCUUCGUCAUGAUCAGCGUGGCGUGGACUUUGUCCGUGUUGAUCUCCUUCAUCCCAGUGCAGCUGAACUGGCACAAGGCUACAACCACGAGCUUUUUGGACUUAAAUGCCACCUUACAGGGUGAAAGCACGGACAACUGUGAUUCUAGCCUAAACAGGAUGUAUGCCAUCUCCUCUUCUCUAAUUAGCUUCUACAUCCCCGUGGCCAUCAUGAUAGUAACCUACACCAGGAUAUACCGGAUUGCUCAGAAGCAAAUCCGGCGCAUCUCGGCUCUGGAGAGAGCAGCGGUGCAYGCCAAGAACUGCCACAACCCGGGCGGCAACAGGAGCAGUAUGGACUGCCAGCAGCCCGAGAGCAACUUCAAAAUGUCCUUCAAGAGGGAAACAAAGGUGUUGAAGACUCUCUCGGUGAUCAUGGGGGUGUUUGUGUGCUGCUGGUUGCCAUUUUUUGUGUUGAACUGCAUGAUUCCCUUCUGCGAGCCCACCCAGCCGUCCAAGGGAGCAGAGGCUUUCUGCAUUAAUUCCACCACCUUUGACGUUUUUAUAUGGUUUGGAUGGGCAAAUUCUUCCCUCAACCCCAUCAUUUAUGCCUUCAACGCUGAUUUCCGCAAGGCAUUCUCCACCCUGCUGGGCUGCUACAGGCUCUGCCCCCUGUCUGGCAAUGCCAUCGAGACUGUCAGCAUUAACAACAACGGGGCAGUGGUUUUUUCCAGCCAACACGAGCCCAAAGGGUCCAGCCCCAAAGAGUCUAAUCUAGUUUAUCUGAUUCCACACUCAAUUAUCUGCCCGGAAGAAGAACCUCUUAAAAAGGAAGAAGAGGGUGAACUGUCAAAGACUUUGGAGAAAAUGUCUCCAGCACUGUCGGGUAUCUUGGAUUAUGAAGCUGAUGUUUCUUUGGAAAAGAUCAACCCCAUUACACAGAAUGGGCAGCAUAAAACCUGAACAGUAAGGUUUACUCAGCAAGACCUAAUGGUGUAUAUUGUAUUACUCU
This is a messenger RNA of Malurus melanocephalus (red-backed fairy wren), 2622 nucleotides long. RefSeq names its product dopamine receptor D1 (gene DRD1). Gene Ontology annotation, biological process: vasodilation; adenylate cyclase-activating adrenergic receptor signaling pathway; G protein-coupled dopamine receptor signaling pathway. Gene Ontology annotation, molecular function: G protein-coupled receptor activity; dopamine neurotransmitter receptor activity, coupled via Gs. The transcript is spliced from 2 exons. The coding region runs from base 1215 to 2573 and encodes 452 amino acids. The record is from RefSeq and is a predicted model, not a curated record. Gene Ontology annotation, cellular component: plasma membrane. Lineage: Eukaryota; Metazoa; Chordata; Aves; Passeriformes; Maluridae.